AUGCUCAAAAUGAGAUUAAAAAAAGCACAAUUAACGUUGAACAUAACGUCGUGUAUCUUAACGAUCGACCUCGACGUCACAGUCCCGAAUAAGAUGUUGAACAAUCAUGCGUACAACGUGGCAAGGAAAGCACAUGACUAUCUGUUUAAAUUCCAUCCAUUAACGGAGAGUGAAGAAUGGAACAUACCAAUAAUCGGUCCAAACGUGAGAGACUUCGUAUACCAACAAGCGCCGGAACUGCAGAAAAAAGAUAAGGAACUCAUUAUAAGAAAAGCAGCAGCGCUCUCUGUACACAGAAUUUUGCAACUCCUGAAUUAUGACGCGUUGAACACAGUCACAUGGCAACAAAUAUGCGACUUUAAUAGGAGACAAGCAAGAGGUAGGACUCCGAAAUGGUUCGACACGUUAUUAGGCCUAGUACAACAGUCAUCUCAACUUAAAGACCUGUGUAAGAUAAGUGUGGAGUCCUCUAACUCAGAAAGCGAGUCAGGAAUGGACAGAGGAAUCUCAAUUAACAUUCAAGCAAUUAAAGAUGACAAAAAAAGUUCCAUCCAUAAAUGGCAGAAAAAAGGAGUUCGUGUAUACACAGCAGGACCAUACAUUAGUAAUAGGGCAGAUUGA
This is a messenger RNA of Rhizophagus irregularis DAOM 181602=DAOM 197198, 621 nucleotides long. The record is from RefSeq and is a predicted model, not a curated record. Lineage: Eukaryota; Fungi; Glomeromycota; Glomeromycetes; Glomerales; Glomeraceae.